AAUCAUGCGAACUGCCUCACAUUGCCUGUGUUUGCUGUGAGCUGCCACUCCCGCUCACCCCAUAACCACAGCUCCAUGUGAACCUUCAUGCAUUCCCCACAAAUCCCACCGCUUUUCAUCCAAUCCCAUACCUGCCCACAUAAGUCCCAGUCAUGAAGGCGAUUCUUUUCCUCUCUGUGUUUGUUACUGUGAUGGGAGUUACAGGUCUUUGAGGGACAGUAUCGCUUUAAACAGGCGGGACUCUCUCGGUGAGCUGGCACCGACCAAUCGGUGUGGUGGCGGCCGGCCUGUUUAAAACCAGGUCGGCACCAAUGUUCUCAAAUCGUGUCGGCGCAGCCAUCCCGAGCAGCGGGCACCGGCUCAGCGGGAAGCAGCGGGCACCGGCCAUGGCAGAGAACGGGCUCCUUGACAACGGGGAGGCAGAAAGAGCGAGAGAAAGUCCGGCUCGCUUACCGGCAGCAACCAAGCCGCUGGCGGUGAAAUACACCAAGAUCUUCAUCAACAAUGAAUGGCACGAAUCUGUGGGCAGAAAAAAGUUUGCUAUCUUCAACCCAGCAUCUGGGGAGAGGAUCUGUGAUGUGGAAGAAGGUGAUAAGCCUGAUGUGGACAAAGCAGUGGAAGCAGCAAGAGAAGCUUUCCAGCCAGGAUCCCCAUGGAGAAAUCUGGAUACAUCAGCCAGAGGACAGCUUUUAUAUAAAUGGGCUGACCUCAUUGAGCGAGACCGACACAUUCUGGCUACUCUGGAGACCAUGGACACAGGAAAACCCUUUCUGCAAUCAUUUGCCGUUGAUUUAGAGGGCUGCGUAAGGACACUGCGGUACUAUGCUGGAUGGGCAGAUAAAAUCCACGGGCAAAGCAUUCCAGUGGAUGGAGAUUUUGUGACGUUUACAAGACAUGAACCAAUUGGUGUCUGUGGACAGAUUAUUCCAUGGAAUUUCCCCCUGCUGAUGUUCAUUUGGAAAGUGGCUCCAGCAGUUUGCUGUGGAAACACUGUAGUGAUUAAACCAGCUGAACAGACUCCCCUCACAGCACUUUACAUGGGAGCCUUGAUCAAGGAGGUUCCUUUCCCCCCAGGUGUGGUGAAUAUUGUCCCAGGAUAUGGACCCACUGCUGGGGCAGCUAUCGCCUGCCACAAGGACAUUGAUAAAAUUGCAUUCACUGGUUCAACUGAGGUUGGAAAGUCAAUAACUGAAGCUGCCUCUAAAAGUAACCUGAAGAGAGUCACCCUAGAGCUUGGUGGGAAGAAUCCUUGCAUUGUCUUUGCUGACUCUGACCUGUCCCAGGCAGUUGACUAUGCCUUGCAGGGAGCCUUCUUUAACCAAGGCCAGUGCUGCACUGCUGCUGCUCGCAUUUUUGUUGAGGAACCAAUUUACGAAGAGUUCAUACGCCGCAGUGUGGAACGGGUCAAGAAGCAAGUAGUGGGUAAUCCUUUUGAUCCGCAAACCGAUCAAGGACCUCAGAUUGACCAAGUUCACUUUGACAAAAUCAUGGAACUAAUAGAGAGUGGGAAGAAAGAAGGCGCCAAGCUGGACACUGGUGGCUGUGCCAUUGGAGAUGUAGGUCAUUACAUUCAGCCGACAGUGUUCUCAGAAGUGACUGACAACAUGCGUAUUGCAAAGGAGGAGAUUUUUGGACCAGUGCAAGUGAUAAUGAAGUUUAAAAAUACUGAGGAGGUCAUUAGAAGAGCCAACAACAGUGAAUUUGGACUGACAGCAGGAGUGUUCACCAGGAACAUCAACAAAGCAUUGACUGUGGCCUCUGGCCUUCAGUCUGGAACAGUAUGGAUUAAUUGCUACAAUGCACUUCAUGCUCAGGCACCUUUUGGAGGUUUCAAAAUGUCUGGAAAUGGAAGAGAACUAGGUGAAUAUGGACUGAGGGAAUACACAGAAGUGAAAACUGUCACCAUCAAAAUCACACAGAAAGACCAUUAAAAUGAUGAAAAAGACCAAGUGACAUGGUAGAAGAAGCAGUCUGGAGAAGAGCUGAAUCAUAAGGACAUGGACAUUGACAAAAUUGAAUUUUCUAACUAGACAAAGCUCUUAAAUUCUUAAGAAAUAAUUUCUGACUUUGCACAAAUUAAAUAUUUUGUAUUUGUUAUAACUUAGAAUUUGUAGAUUCAAUCUAAUAAAAAGUAUACUGUCAUUGUGACUGCAGGAACCUCCCUUUAUAUCCACAUGCAGGUGCAGGUGAAAGGUUAUACUAGCAUGGUUAGUAAACUCAACAACAUUUACUGGAUAACUUUACAGAUUCACAGUCUCAGCAAAGACUUUCACUCAGUAGGAGAGUAUUGUCUGGACACAAACUCCCUAACCAUGAACAGUAAUUCGAUAGGUGGAUAAUCAACAGUCAUCAUUUUAAUGCGAAAAACAUCUCAAAACGCUUCACAAAUGGAAAAUAUGAAAUCAGUUAUUGAUAGUUAUAACGGGGAGGCAAUGGACUUGUGGUAUUAUCCUAGACUACUGACCCUGAGACCCGAGACUUGGGUUCGAGUUCCACCAUGGCAGAUGACAGGAUUUGAAUUCAAUUAAUGUGCAGCACAGUGGCUCAGUGGUUAGCACAGCUGCCUCACAGAGCCAAGGAUCCAGGUUCAAUUCCACUCUUGAGCAACUGUCUGUAUGGAGUUUGCCGAUUCUCCCCAUGUCUGUGUGGGUUUCCUCUGGAUGGGUCCAGCUUCCUCCCACAGUCCAAAGAGUGCAGGUCAGGUGGGUUGGCUAUGCUAAAUUGCCCAUAGCAUCCAGGGUUGUGCAAUCUAGAUGGAUUAAACAUGAAAAAUGCAGGGAUAGGGUAGGGGAUGAAGCUGGGUGGGAUGCUCUUUGGAGGAUCGGUGUGGACUCGAUGGUCUGAAUGGCCUGCUUCCACGCUAUAGAAAUUCUAUAAAAAUCUGGGACUAAGUGUCUAACGAUAAUAAUAACUGAUGUCAAUUGUCAUGGAAAGCCCAUCUGGUCCUUUAGGGAAGAAAACUGCCAUCCUUAUCUGUUCUGACCUCCGUGUGACUCCAGAUUCACAGCAAUAUUUCUGGCUCUCAGCUGCUCUCUGGGCAACUGGGUAUGGACAAUGAAUGCUGAGCUAGCCAGUCAUGCCUGCAUCCUGUGAAUUAAAAACGAAAAAAAAAUCCAAAUUCAUCUUGGGAAUGUUCAAUGAAAAUGCUGCAUUCUAUAAAAUUUUCAUUUGUAUAUAAACCUUAAAUUUAGGCACAUUCACCUCUAACCUCCCACAUCUGUCAAUUUUGGAGAUUUACUCAUUAAUGACGCUAUAAUUUGGAUUCAGAGUCAGUGUGGAAGUCUCGAGUUGGGAACUGUGAACAUCCAUUCCCUUCAAUUACUGAAAAUACUUUUUGAAUCAACACAAUUUUAUCAAGUAAAUGUCAUGCAUGUCUGUAAGGGUUUAGCUGAUGAUUUUACGCCUUUUGAUGAAUUACUGGAAGUCCAUUAUAAUGUAACAUUUUGUUAUAAAUUAUUGUUUGGAUUAAGAGAACCGUCUCUGUAUUUUGAACAUUAAACUAAUUUUCCAUUGUAACAUUUAUACGGUGUGGGGAGCUCUCAGUGUACCUGGAAAGAAUAUUAGAGAUCAGAGAAGAGAAGUCAGUCUGUUAGCAUUCUUUCUUCCAGGCUGAAUGCAGAAUCUAUCAUCGGCAAUUCAGCAGCUGUUCAAAGGGUCUGUUUCAUGAAGUUGUUGCCAAUUUAAUUCUUUAAUUUAAUCUAAACAAAUGUAUUUUUAAUGUGCUCCAGCAUGCAUUGUACUUCAGUUCUUUCAUUAAAAGCCCAUUUGCUGUCCACAUGGA
Stegostoma tigrinum is the source of this 3781-nucleotide messenger RNA. RefSeq names its product aldehyde dehydrogenase 1 family, member A3 (gene aldh1a3). The transcript is spliced from 13 exons. NCBI's taxonomy places the organism in Eukaryota, Metazoa, Chordata, Chondrichthyes, Orectolobiformes, Stegostomatidae. Gene Ontology annotation, molecular function: aldehyde dehydrogenase (NAD+) activity. The coding region runs from base 312 to 1931 and encodes 539 amino acids. The record is from RefSeq and is a predicted model, not a curated record.